CGAAUUAGACAUAACAAAACAUCAAAGGCGUGCAAGGUGUAAGAGUAAUAAUAUAGGACUUCGGGUUAUAAAUUAACUUGAAUGGGUUAUAAAUAAACUCGAAUGGUAACAUCUUUACUGGCAUUUACCCGAUAAUAUCUGGUUCAACUACAUAUAUGCUGAAAGAUGACAUCGGUGAGAUACGGUCACAUGGUUAUAGUUAUUCGUCACUGUGGAGUUAUGUUGACCAAAGAAUUGUUCCUGAAAAGGAUUAGUGAUAUAACACCGGGAAAACUUGAUAAACCGUGGACUGUAGAUGAUUUCUUAAAAGAAUAUAAAAAAGAAUUACUAGGCUAUGAGCAUAUAAAAUCAAAGGAACAUAUAUUCUACCCUGGAGAGAUGGAGAAAGCAAAGGUCGAUGAGUGGGAUUUGAGCACGUUUUGUCUCCUGCUAUUAGAGUUCUGUAAAUUGCCGAGAAAGAUUCGCCAGGAUAUACUUUGCUUGAAGCAUCUAAGAAACAAGGUUGUGCAUUUUGGAGGAACUAAAGAUAUUCCAGAGAGCACGUAUAAAAAUUAUAUAGAAAGGAUGAAGGGUAUCUUAAGACUAUGUGAGGAAGAAUUAAACAAUAAAAAGCUAAAAUCGGAAUUAGACAAAAUAAUUGAAAAUAAUCAAAAUAUUCAGCAAAAAGAUGUUGAAGAAGGAGAGAAAGAAUUAAAGCAAUGGUCGAUUGAAGAUGAAAAAUAUAACAUUGGAAUUUCAAUCGAAAACAACGGGAAAGACGUAGGCGAAGUAAAGACAAGGUUGUUGGAUUAUCAUAUGAAGUUUGAAGAAAAUGACCGAUCAACAAAUAUAGAGAUAUCAUUAUCAAUAGGUAUAGGAUGGCAAGGUGAAUACAAGCAAUCGGGAGAACUUGCUGCAGUCCAACAAGACAUAUCAUCAGGAACAACUUCUUCACCAGAAUCUUCAUCAAUGAGAACAUUCAGGAUUUCCAUAGAAAAAAUUAGAGGUGAUGUUCGUGAAAUGGGCGAUCCUGAAUUUGAAACGGCUGGAUCUGGUUCUAUUAUAUUCAAGUUUACAUGUUCUUCAGUUACGUCACUGAUAUACCUUCUAGAUUACUUCAGUGGACCAAUCAUUCAGAGAAGAUUGCUAGAUAUGACAAUGGCAAUUGAAGAAAUGAUAGAUGAUCUUGUGACAUUGCAAGUUUAUGUUCCAAGUAAAGUAUAUGAGGAAACAAUAAAAACAUUAGACGGUGUUUUGAAACACGAAGAGGGUCACCGCACUUUCGCUUAUAAAAGGGAAAAGUUUAGCGCAAAGAUUUUCAAUGACCCGUUGUAUGGCCAAAUAGAAUUGCAUCCUCUAUGUGUGAAGAUUAUCGACACGCCACAGUUCCAAAGAUUGAGGUACAUUAAGCAAUUAGAGACUGUAUAUUUAGUUUAUCCGGGAGCAAGUCACAAUAGAUUUGAACAUUCAAUAGGCGUAUGUUACCUGGCCGGUAAGCUGCUAAGAGUUCUUAAAGAACGCCAACCUGAGUUAGACAUCACAACAAAAGAUAUUUUGUGUGUAGAGGUUGCUGCCCUGUGUCAUGACCUAGGGCAAGGACCUUUCUCUCAUGUGUUUGAAAAAAAAUUCAUACCAGUAUACACUUUUUCGGAUGCUGGAUGGAAGCACGAGAUGGCCUCAGUGAAGAUGUUUGAGCUUAUAUUACGUGAAAACAAUGGUCAACUGUAUGAUGACUUCAAACGGAUGAUACCUAGCUUUGAAGACAGAGAUAUUGCAUUCAUUAAAGAACUCAUAGGUGUUCGAAGGGAUAUAAAUGGAGAAAAUUGGCCAUACGAAGGAAGAAACAGGCUAAAGAGCUUUUUAUACGAGGUAGUAGCUAAUCACGUGACCGGGGUAGACGUUGACAGAUGGGACUAUAUUGCCCGCGAUAGCUACAUGCUGGGGAUGGAAAAUGGUUUUGAUCACAACAGGUGUAUACAACAUGCACGAGUACUUACAGCUGAAGGAAGAAAACAAAUCUGCUACAGAGAAAAGGCAGCUCAGGACAUAUAUGAUAUGUUUUAUGCAAGACUUACUCUAUACAGGAGGGCGUAUCAGCACAAAACGCAUAAUAUUAUUGGAUUAAUGGUAUGCAAUGCCUUGCAUGAUGCAAAUGACCACAUUUCAUAUGUCGGAGAAAACGGGGUCAGGGUGAAAAUGUCUGACACAAUCUACGAUAUGAAGGCUUAUACACAUUUCACUGAUGACGUCAUUCAAAAGAUACAGCGUUCCUCCAAAAAGAGUUUAGAAAAGUCAAAAGCUACCAUAGAAAGAAUAGUGCGCAGAGAUUUCUACAAAUGCAUAUGCCAGACACAAGUCAAAGUCACGGAGCAGAAAGAUAGAUUUGAGAAGGUAUCUGUCCAAGAAAAUUUGUUUAACAGGAUUAAUCAGAAAAGAAUUGAUGAGAGAGAUUUGUCGGAAGUCCUUGAAAUAGACGUUGUUAACCUGGAUUACGGAAGUAAGGACAAAGAUCCAGUUACAAAUGUCUGGUUUUUCAAAAAAGGUCAAGAAGAUAUUCCCAUACGAAUUGAUAAAGACCAGGUUUCGUUUGUCUUACCGGACACGUUUGCCGAACAAUAUAUUCGAGUUUACUGUAGUGAAACAGAUCAAGAAUUAUUCGAUACAAUUGAAGAGUCUUUCGCAGAAUGGUGUAAGGAAAAUAAAAUUCCACAACCAAAGGGUUCCCGUAAACCUUUGGCAAGUUCGUCGGGACAGCCUUAAUCAAUCGAGGCUCUUUGACUAGAACAUUCUUUGUAUCAGCAAUUUUAUGGUAAAUUAAGAAAAAAAUAUCGUUGCUAAAAUAUUUGAAGAAGCAUUGGAAUUAAGAGCAGAAUGUUAUAUUAAUUAUUUCAAUACUUUUUUGUAUAGGCCUACACCUGGAAAUAAUUUAAGCUCACUCGUAAAUUUAAAAUUGGUUGUGAUUGAAAGCACUGUCAUGAGAUGACGACUUAUUUAGGCGGGAUGACUUCUGUGGUCUGGUUAACUUAUUUCCAAGUGUAUAUAUUGUGUCUUUCUUCUUUAAAUUGUUGCUAAUAAAUGAAAAUAUAUGUAUUGUCUGAACAAAUGCAUAAAAGUAUGUCACAUAUGAACUAGUUUGUAUGAAGUCUGUGAUCAUGUUUUACCAUUAUCUAUGAUGUAUCUAAUUGAAUUAAUGUAUAUGUAUAUACUGAAUGCUUAAUAAAAUUGAGUUGAGUUGAACAUAUCGAGGUAAAUUAUAUUUCUAUGUAAAUACGCUACUCUUUGUAAUAAUACGAAGAAGAAAACUAUGUAAUAAUCUUACAUAAGUUUAUUUUCUCAUUUUAUUUUUUGUGAAAUUAAAAUAUUAUAGUAAAUAUAGUACUGUUAUAGGCUUUUAGUUUAUACAAAUUUAUUUUAGUUCGAUUGUGUUUGAAGCUAUUGAAACACUCUUGAAUCCGUUUCUGGAAUCAACCAGUACCAAGCAAUGAAUGUAACCGCUUGCCCCUGACAGGGUUUGAACCUACUAGGCUUUUAUAUGCCAAGCCAACUUCAUUGAUAUAAAAUACAAGUCAAGAGAGCUUUUCCCUACACACAAACAAUAAAAUAAAGCAAGAUUCAAUGUUUUAUGUCGUUGUCUUAGACAAAUUAAAAGUAGCCAAGAAUCAACACCACAGCAUAAACUUUUUGAAAAUUGUUAAAAUUUUGUUUUAAACAAAAUGGCGAGAACGAUUAAAUGAAUGCUAUAAAGAGCCGAGUGAGAAAAAUAAGAACGUAUUCAAAAUUUUAAAAAGGUUACAUAUACAAACCUUAUCUGAAUAAUGUUUAAAAUAGUAUAAUAAGAUCUCUCUUACUUAGUUUAAAAAUAGUACUCAUCAAUUAGGAAUAGAAACCGUUAGGUAUCGAAUAAUAAUAAUAAUAAUAAUAAAGACUUUAUUUAACGAGAGAAAUCAUUUGAACAACACCUCUGUCUCCCAUGGGGACAAUAUGAAUUAAAAAAUAUUCAAACUAUUGAAAUAUUUUAAUGUUACAUAUGCGGCUUUCAAUUUGUAUACGAUAAUAUCUUAAGUAUAAGGUUUUAAAACGGGUCGCAGAAGAAUUGAUAUUAUCAGGAAAGCCUUUCGAAUACAAUAUCCAUAAAUAAACAUGUUGAUGAUAGAAUUUGCAAAUGCUGUUCAUAAAAUAAUAUUGAAACUUAAGAUUACUAAAUGUUCGAAUGCCAUCUUUGGGAUCUGAAAAAAACUCUGUUAAUAUCUAGUAUAUAUUUAAAUGUUAAAGACUUUAUAACACGAGAACAAAUCAGAGCAGUUUGUAUAGAUCACUAAAAUAAUGAAAUUAUUACUGUUAUAUAGUGCAUUUUAUCAGUUAAUUUGUCUUUUUUUUUUCUUUUGGUGGGGGGAACGUUAUAUAGACUCACAUUUCUGAACAGUAACUAAGUACUUAUACUUCACUUAAUUUGUAUACAAAUAUAAUAUAGAUCAUUAUUUUAUGAGCAAGAAAUAUAAUUGUACUAGGUCUUUCAUUUUUAUUUUCUUAUUACAUGUAUUUUGUUUUGUUUUGGCAAUUGCAAAUAGGCUAUAAGAUAUUGAACGUAUGUAAAAUACUACAACUGGUUGAAUUUACAUUAGAAUAUACGUAUGUUGUUGUUGUUGUUAUUGUUUUUUUUGUGUGUGUUUUUUCUUAAUUAUGCGACAAUAUUUUGUUUAUUUAUUCAUUUUUUAAUAAAGUUUGAAUUACUUGUACAACAUAAAUCACAUACAUGGACAUUGUAAAUGUAUAAGUUUAAUAGAUUUUUAUUGUUAUGAUUGUUAUUACUGAACAAUGUACUUUUCAUACCCCCCCCCCCACAUACAAACUGAAAUCAGAACGAUGCCACCUUAUACUCUUUAUAUACUGAAUAAAAAUGAAA
This is a messenger RNA of Ruditapes philippinarum (Manila clam), 4882 nucleotides long. RefSeq names its product deoxynucleoside triphosphate triphosphohydrolase SAMHD1-like. The record is from RefSeq and is a predicted model, not a curated record. Gene Ontology annotation, molecular function: dGTPase activity. Gene Ontology annotation, cellular component: nucleus. Gene Ontology annotation, biological process: dGTP catabolic process. NCBI's taxonomy places the organism in Eukaryota, Metazoa, Mollusca, Bivalvia, Venerida, Veneridae. The transcript has 18 exons. Bases 166 to 2739 code for a protein of 857 amino acids.